AUGAGGCGAAAUGAGGAGAAUUCAGGACCCGAAAUGAACAAGCGUUGCGAAGGAGGAGACUGCUCGCAACCAGCUGUUUCCAUUAAAUGGAUCACAUCCACGUGUACCGAAACGGAUCAUGCCACGUCUACUUGCACCAAAACAAAUUAUGUCACAUCUACUUGUACCGAAACGGAUCAUACAACCUCUACUUGCACCGAAACCUCUACUUGCACCGAAACCUCUACUUGCACAAAAACCACUACUUGCACAGAAACCUCUACUUGCACCAAAACGAGUUAUGUCACCUCUACUUGUACCAAAACGAAUUAUACAACUUCUACCUGCACCAAAACAGAGGCGACUUCUACCUGCACCGGGGCAUCUGGAACGGUUAUUCCUACAUCCACCUGUGUUGCCACGCCCACUUACACCCCCAACACAUCACCAGAGUGUCAUUCUCAGGGUGGCUUCUAA
Molecule: messenger RNA, 456 nt
Organism: Acaulospora colombiana
Lineage: Eukaryota; Fungi; Glomeromycota; Glomeromycetes; Diversisporales; Acaulosporaceae
Source: the annotation of a GenBank genome assembly